Molecule: messenger RNA, 2621 nt
Organism: Dicrocoelium dendriticum
Lineage: Eukaryota; Metazoa; Platyhelminthes; Trematoda; Plagiorchiida; Dicrocoeliidae
Source: the annotation of a GenBank genome assembly
CUCGGGGCGGAAACAUAUUGCAUUCUGUUCGACCUUCACCGACAUGCGGACGGGUGGGAAAUGUCCCAAACUAUAUGAACGUAUAUACGGCCUGCAUCCCGACGAACCAUACGUUUCGCCCUAUUUGUCGAAACAGUCUGUUGUCAGUGAUCCAGCUAAUGGUACUCGCAUUUCCGUCGUAUCAACCAGAUACACUGGGAGAUUCAGCAAAGUCAGGACUGUCCACGAUAUCUUCGAAUCCGGACUAAAAUGUUCUCUAAAUCGUCCUUGCCUCGGUAGCAGAAAAAGCACGGCUUUGCCAUACGACUGGCUGACUUAUAAUGAAGUCAAUCAGCUAAUUUGUGCCUUCGGUUCCGCAUUGGUACACAUUGCUGGUUAUCGAGCUGGAAAACACAAUUUUGUUGGCAUUUACGCUCGAAACUCCCCUGAAUGGAUCGUAACGCAACAGGCCUGCGCCGCCUACUCCUACGUCUAUGUGCCUCUGUAUGAUACUCUGGGUAAAGAUGCAAUUCAACACAUUUUAACUCAAACUAAACUUCAAACCGUCAUGUGUUACUCCAUGAAGGAGGCGAACUUCAUUUUGAAUGAAGUUCAGUCAUCUAUCAAGUACGUGAUUCUGGCCACACCUCGCGGGAAAGCUGACUGCUCAUCUGCAACCACAGGAAACGUCCGUAUAAUAGAGUUUGAUGAAUUCAUUCGUCUUGGAAAGGCGAAUCCGGUGCCUAAGCAACUCCCAAAUCCCAGCGCUGUCUGCAGUUUGUGCUACACCAGUGGAAGUACAGGAAUACCCAAAGGGGCGGUGCUGGCCCAUGAAAAAGUAACCAACGCAGUGUUGAAUGUCAUUAACGGCACUGCAGGAAAGUUUGCGGAACAGGCCACCGUGCAUCUGUGUUAUCUCCCACUGGCCCACAUAUUGGAACAGAUCAUAACGAAUAUAGUCCUUAUUUCAGGUGCAUGUGAAGCAUUCCUCACCGGAGGCCCGGAAACCCUUCUGGCGGACCUUCGUGAGGUGCGACCGACUGUUUUCGGAGCGGUGCCUCGCGUGCUUUGUCGGUUUGCCGGGGAAUACUACAAGAAGAUUCCAAAAGCCACGUGCUUCAAAAAGAUGUUAGAGAGUUGCAUUAGAAAGAAGAAUGCCGAACAAGCCAGGGGAAAAUUCAAUCAUGCCAGCGUCGCAGACAAACUGUUAUUUAAAAAGUUCCGUCAAGCACUUGGGGGCCGCGUUUGUGCAGUCAUUUCAGGUGGCGCACCCUUACCUUCAGAAAUUUCGCGUUUCAUGCGAGCCGCUUUAAACUGUCCUGUCAUCGAGGGUUAUGGCUCCACGGAGACAUGUGGCGCAGUGAGUCUCACUUUUCUUGGCGAACCUGACACAAACACCACCGGUGGAAUCAUCCCUGGGAUCGAAGUGAGGCUAGCUGACGUUCCUGAUAUGGGGAUUGUCGCUUCCCGUGACAAUGUAGGAGAGAUUUGUGUCCGCGGCCUUCGAUGCACCGAGGGUUACUACAAAGAUCCUGUGAGCACCGCUCAGCUCCUCGAUGAGGAAGGUUGGCUUCAUACGGGCGAUGUUGGAAAAUGGACUUCCGUCGGUGCGCUAAAGGUUGUUGACCGGUGCAAAAACAUGUUCAAACUGACACAGGGCGAAUACAUUGCUGCCGAGAAAGUUGAAGGCAUCUACCAGUGUUGCUCUUUGGUACAGUUUGCCCUGCUGGAUGGCGAUUCGUCGCGGACUUUUGCAGUGGUCAUCGUCUAUCCUGAUUUCGUGGCAUUGCGUUCCGAGUUGACCAAAGCCGGUGUGCUGGCUUCUUCCAACGCCUCAUCCAAUGGUGCCAGUGUUAGUUCUCGUUCUUCUGAUGAGGAACUUUGCUCCGCUUUGGAAGUUAGAAAAUUCGUUUUGAUUAAAUUGAAUACCCUCGGCAGAGAACGUGGCCUCAAGGGUUUUGAGAUGGCGAAGUCCAUCCAUUUGACUUCUCAAGCAUUUACCAUUGACAAUGGUCUCCUCACGCCAACCCUCAAGAUUGCACGUUAUCGUGCUCGAGAACAAUUUCGACAGACUAUCAAGAAUCUCUACACUGAAGGGGAACUUGUAACUUGAUAUCGUUUUCUUGACUUCUCUUGUUAAAGCAAUGUUCCCCGGUCACUCGUGUUCUUUCGGAAUCCUCACAGUGUUUGACAGUGUGUUUUUUCAUUUUGAUUACGCCCCGCAUUUCGACAACCGGAGCAUUCGUUCCAUUUUUUCCAUUUUUGUUGCGCGUCUUUCGACAUUCCAAGUCUUCAUAUGCAUGCCUAUUUUUGUGAGUCCCUCCCCCUACAGAAACACACGCGACUUUUCCAUCUCAUCUUUGCACUCCACCUCCAAAAGGCUGUGUCCCGCUUCUCUGCUUCCACAGCCCUUCAAGAUAUCCUCAUGUAUAUCCCAUUUUUUCCAACUUGUUUAUGUACUGCUGUGCCCGUGUUUCUACAUGACAGUUGGUGUGGACAACCAGUUCUUUUGCCUCAUCGGUGGUACAUCAUCUAUUGAGGCCGGAUUGUUGACGGAACUGAUUAAUAAUGAGGUGCUUUCUACUGGGUUUUUCUCAGUUGAUAAGCUGGAUACAUAAAAAUAGCCCCUGCUUACUCCACCU